This is a messenger RNA of Sparassis crispa, 996 nucleotides long. RefSeq lists its product as hypothetical. Gene Ontology annotation, biological process: mitochondrial respiratory chain complex I assembly; biosynthetic process. The transcript has 5 exons. NCBI's taxonomy places the organism in Eukaryota, Fungi, Basidiomycota, Agaricomycetes, Polyporales, Sparassidaceae. Bases 1 to 996 code for a protein of 331 amino acids. The record is from RefSeq and is a predicted model, not a curated record. Gene Ontology annotation, cellular component: mitochondrion.
AUGCUGGGACAUUUACGUGCUGGUGCGCGAGCCGCACCCAAGUCCUCCACCCUGACCACAGCUUCGUCGUUCAGUCGCACUAAACGUCGAAAAAUGACUAGCGGCACAUCUGCUGGUGUCGAAGGAGGGAUCGGUGACCCAGCCAAAUACUGUAGCGACUUCGUCCGCCAGCGCGACUAUGAGGCGUUCCUGACAUCUCAAUUCUACCCGCGCGAGCUACGGGAUCACUACCUUGCCCUGAGGGCGUUUUACGUGGAACUUGCGACAGUGCAAGAAGCUGUGUCCAAACCGAUGAUCGGGAAGAUGAGGAUGCAAUUUUGGAGAGACGCUGUGAAGGCCAUGUCCGACGGCAGACCGCCGAGGCACCCCAUUGCGCUUGCGCUGCAUGACGCGUCGGAUAAGACGAAUUUAUCAGCAUACCACUUGAAGAGAAUCAUCGAUGCCAGGGACGCCGAACUAGACACUCCCACGCACCUGACCCUUGAUUCCCUGACAGCGCAUGCCGAGGCCACAUCGUCGACAUUCCUUUAUCUUCUCCUGUCCCUCCUGUCACUAUCCUCUUCGUCUGCGCUCUCUCAUGCCGCCUCCCAUCUCGGCGUUUCGCAGGGAAUCUUCACGCUCCUCCGCGCUAUGCCGUAUCACACGGCACAAGGGCGGAUGGUCAUACCCGCGGAGAUGACCGCGCGCCAUGGCGUCAGCCAAGAGGAAGUAUUUAGGAAAGGUGGGAACGCGAAGGGCAUUGAAGAUGCGGUGUUCGAAUUUGCGACAGUAGCUAAUGAUCAUCUAACCACCGCGCUCGAAAUGUUUAAGGAGGAAGGGAUGGGAGGGAAGGUGCCGGUAAGAGCGAGGCCAGUGUUUCUUAGUGGGAUCCCGACGAGAAUAUACCUCGAGCGUCUGCAGGAAGUCAACUUUGACGCGUUCCACCCGAGCUUGCGUCUCCGCGACUGGAAGGUGCCUUGGAAAGUCUGGAGUAGUUAUUACAAGGGCACAUUCUAG